Molecule: messenger RNA, 862 nt
Organism: Suillus discolor
Lineage: Eukaryota; Fungi; Basidiomycota; Agaricomycetes; Boletales; Suillaceae
Exons: 5
Coding region: 59-712 (217 amino acids)
Source: RefSeq, a predicted model, not a curated record
GUGAAACAUAUAUGGACAAUGAAAUCCAUCAGGUGCGUCACUACAAUAUCACAGCAUCAUGCAUCCGAUGUUCCUUUAUAAUAGGUUCAACUUACUGUUCUCAGUACUCUCCACUCUUUCAUUGAACUCCAUGGCCUUAUUCUAUCCCACUGAGUUAUAUGUGACUACUCACCACAGAGCACUUGCUGUAGAACAACCCCUCCCCGAAACCCUUCGUCGCACGUCCCUCCUAACGAGGGUACUCUGUUUUUUGGCACUUGGACGCCCAGAUCUUGAUGAUCAUUGGAAGUCGCUGCAAUCAGAGAGAGCCUUCGAAACCGUUAGGAGCAGGUCAUGCUCUAUCCUGACCAGCACUAUCACCACAGCAACUGUCCUCCUAGCUACAAGUGGUGUUUUCGUCAGUACGGGCUCUCCUGUGCCGUACUUUGAUUAUUCAUCACCUGCUCCCUAUUGUCUACUCCUUAUGUCUCUCAUGCUCGCCAUGAUUGCGAUGUUGAUAUCCGGCUCGAGCACGGUACGUUGGCUACACACCGAUCGCCACUGGACUCAAGAACAACUCACGGAAGGCGACUACUUCGUCUUGUCCUACCUGUUGUCGAUAGUCACGCCUAUAUUCUUCGUUGUCUUAUCCCUGAAUUGUUUUAUGUUUGCGAUGUUGAUAGCAGGCUUUUCCUCUCGAAGUAUGGUCUACCGCACCGUCACUACGCUCUAGCUGGUCACAUACGUUGUCAACAUUGGGGCAAUAUUCAUGGAAUUUAUGUGGAAAUAUGCAAAAGGGCAUCAAAUCACGCUAAAUGUCGAUAGUAGUUUCCACUUUGUUCAUUCUUAGUCCCGAAUCGUGAUAUUGUACACUGUAAUCGAC